Messenger RNA from Pseudomyrmex gracilis, 1644 nucleotides. RefSeq lists its product as uncharacterized. Bases 51 to 1427 code for a protein of 458 amino acids. The record is from RefSeq and is a predicted model, not a curated record. The transcript has 2 exons. NCBI's taxonomy places the organism in Eukaryota, Metazoa, Arthropoda, Insecta, Hymenoptera, Formicidae. Gene Ontology annotation, cellular component: nucleus.
UGUGAUACUGACAUUGAGUUUCGAAAUAUAACUCUUGUAUACAGUACAUAAUGGAAAGCACAAGAAAAAUAAUGAACUUUGCGAUGAACAAGAGCAAAAUAGUACCGCUAAUUGUUUUAUUACGAAGAAUGAGUGGCGGCAAGCCAUUUGAUCCACUUGCUGGUAUUCACGGGAAGAUAAAAAUAAUGAAACAGAACGAAUCGGAGAUUAACAUAGAAGAUUUGACUGCUGAUGAUACAAGCGAGUUAGAACCAGAUUUUAUGAAUGUUGGUGAAAGCCAUAAGGCUCAUGAAAGAGAAACACAAAGGCAGAAGGAAAUACUUAAGCAACAAAUUGUCAAACAAAAGUAUUUUCAAGAAAAAGAACCACGUUUUCUGACAUAUGCAGAAAAACAAUUAAUUUGUAAGCUACAUGAACAUAAACCUGAAGAAUGGACCAUAGAGAAACUCAGUCAAAGUUUUCCUGCUUUACCAGAAACAAUAAAGAAAAUUUUGAGUUCUAAGUGGUCACCAAAGUCUAUAAAAAGAGUUAUUGAAUAUGAUAAUGUAGCAGUUGAAAAUUGGAAAAAAUUUCAUCUGGGACAACUUGCAUUAAGUUCUGAAUUAAGUGAUCACCUGAAAAAAUUUAAAACUAGAAAGAUUAUCUUGACAGACAGAGAACAAUUGGCAAAACAAUUUGUUCAGCCCAAGCUAGAAUUCAAGAAACCAAAGAGCCAAUUAUUUUCUAGUUUUGUACAGUCUUAUCUAGAUAAAGAACAACAGACUAAAGCAAACUUAUUGUCACAAGAGAAUAGUCCAGACAAAGUAAUAGAUACAUCCACUUAUUCCAAUAAUAAUCAAGCAUUGAUAACAGAUAAGGCUGAUAAUAAUUAUAUUGCUGUCAGGAAUUCAGAAAUAGCUACAUCAAACAAGAAACAGAUAUUUCCAUUAACAUCUCACAUAGAAAAGGAACAUACAAUACUAUCUAAAGAAAAAAAGAAUCAAAAGAAGCCACUUACAUUUGAUGAGUUUGUAAAAGCAAACUUGGAAAAUAUACAAAAAGAAUCUCCAGAAGAAGGCAUCACUCUGUUGAACACGUACAGACAACAAAUGGAUGCUAGGCAAGAAAUGCAAACUGCAGAAGUUGUAUUCAGAGGAUCUAAUGAGGCAAUGAUUAGCACAGAAGAAAACACUUUAUCAAAAGAAGAUAUACAACAAUAUAACAAAAACAUAUCUAAACAGAAUAAUAAAAACACUGAUAUAACAACUGAUAAGUUAGAUUCAAGUAUCAAAGUAUGGAAUAAAAAAAUAGAUACAGAAUGUGACUAUGCUAAACCCAUAAAGAUUGCAAAGCAUCUCUACAAACCUGGCAAGACAUACCGAAUUAGUGAUUGUUAUUAUGACGACGACGGAGAGUUUUUAUAUCGAGUUCCUUGUAUAAAAAGUUAAAUUAUCUCAAGUUUAUAAAGUAAAAUUAUGGAUCCAUGUAAUGUAAUAUAAUAAAGAGAUAACAGUGUUUUUGUUUUAAUAUAGUAUAUUUGUGUAACUUAGUGUAUCCUAGAAUGCUUAUUUGACUUGAUUUUUAUGCGAUUCAUAAACUUUAAACAUCCGCCUGCUUCUGUCCAUGCUGGUCUACAAUUGUCCAACUUUUGGUUUUACCUACAAU